GGCCGCCGCUGUCCGCCGUGGCCGCCCGCCGGCUCUGCGCCCUCCGCCGAUAUGAAUUACUCUAGGUUCGUGACCACUGUGAGUGCAGCAAGAAAAGCAUCUCCAAUAAGACUGCUGACUGAAUUGAUGCAGAAGUCUCCUCCAUCUCUCAUCUCUCUGGCUGGAGGGGCACCAAAUCCUAAUGUUUUUCCAUUUAAGAAGGCAACUGUUGACAUUGGAUAUGGAACUCCCAUUGAGAUUGGGGAAGAUCUGAUGAAGAGAGCCCUCCAGUACUCAGCCUCAGCAGGGAUUCCAGAGCUGUUGUCUUGGCUAAAAGAUUUCCAGCGGACCUUACAUGAUCCCCCCACAGCCAAUUACAGUCCUGAGCAAGGACAGAUGGAAGUGUGUGUCACAACUGGCAGCCAGGAAGGCUUGUGUAAAGUGUUUGAAAUGCUCAUUAAUCCUGGAGAUAACAUUCUUUUGGAUGCACCCACAUACUCUGGGACACUAGCAGCUCUGAGACCCUUGGGUUGUAAUAUAAUUAAUAUUCCUAGUGAUCAACACGGCAUUAUUCCAAAAGCCUUAAAAGAAAUUCUGUCUGCUUGGAGCCCAGAGGAUGUAAAAAACUGCAGCAAUCACCCCCCCAAAUUCCUGUACACUAUUCCAAAUGGAUGCAACCCAACUGGCAACUCACUGACCGCAGAGCGCAAAAAGGAGAUUUACCAGCUUGCAAGACAAUAUGAUUUUCUCAUAAUAGAAGAUGAUCCUUACUACUUUCUUCAAUUUGAAAAGCCAUGGGCUCCAACUUUCCUCUCAAUGGAUGUGGAUGGCCGAGUUAUCAGGACCGACUCUUUCUCUAAAAUUCUCUCAUCUGGUUUAAGAAUAGGUUUUCUGACGGGUCCUAAGCCUCUCAUCGACAGAGUUGUUCUACACAUUCAGGUGUCAACGAUGCACACCAGCACUUUCACACAGAUUAUGAUAUCACAGCUGCUUCAGCAAUGGGGACAAAAGGGUUUCUUGGAGCAUAUAGACAGAGUGGUGGACUUCUACAGGAUCCAGCGGGAUGCAAUGCUCACUGCUGCUGACAAGUGGUUAAAAGACUUGGCAGAAUGGUAUCCUCCUGCUGCUGGCAUGUUCUUGUGGAUCAAAGUCAAGGGUAUUUCUGAUACACAACAGCUAAUAAUGGAAAAGGCUUUGAAGAAAGAAGUAUUACUGGUUCCUGGAGGAGCAUUCAAUAUUGAUAGUUCAGAGCCUAGUUCUUAUGUCAGAGCCUCCUUCUCUCUGUCUUCUCCUGCCCAGAUGGAUCUGGCCUUCAAGAGACUAGCUGACCUUAUAAAAGAAUCUUUGUGAAAAACCUAAAUAGAGCUCUUGCAGUAAUAAAAAUCAUCUCCAGAAAAUAAUAACAUUGGAUUUCAUGAGAACACUUUAUAAACAAGCACAAUACAGUGGAUACUUCCUUAGAUCUUUUCAGCUAUAAAAUAAAGACAGAAAAUGAAAGUGAAAAACAAUUUACAAUUUACUAAUUUUUUUUGACAGGACAUUGCAUUACUAAAUUUAUCCAAUUCAGAAACAUUUAAAAUACUCACAACCAAAAUGUUCUGUUUCCUGUAAAAUCCAUGGUUUUGUUAGAUUUGGAUUGAUUUUUGUUCUGACUUUUGUUUUCUAUUUGAGUUGGGAAACAGAAAUCAUUUACUUAGAAAGUCGCACUUGAGAUGGUCUUAGACACUAAUACUUCUCACUAUUAAUCUCAGCUGAUACAUUCCUCCAAAAUCUUAUGUUGGAAUUGUCUUAUGUGUCACUUCCAUUCUUGUCCUACUGUAUGGCAUCUGGUUUUAAUGAUCUGAGGAUUGGUAUUUAAUUUUACUGAAGUUUUGUCAGAUUAAGCUGAUGUAAGUAUGUUAAAAAUUGAAACUGAUCCAGUAAAAUGAGGCAAUGAUUACAAAUAAACAGAGGUCCCUUGCAAUUUGCAAGGGCAUCGCAGCUCAUUCUAAUUUUAAAACAAAUUCUGAUUGCUGAUUUUUACGUCAGUCUGUGAAUAAUUACUCUGUACUUGUGUUAAAAAAUCUCUGGUUUGCCAAGGCAUAUGGAUGUGCUAAAGGAGCUACUCUUGCUUAUUCAAUCAGAUGUGGUUUUGAAUGGAAAGUGUAAAUAACUGAACAGGGGACAUGAUGGAAUGGACUCUACCCUGACACUGCCAGAUUCAAACAAAAUGAAAAAAUAAAGAAAUAUUUCAGUCUCUUAUCCCUUGGUUAUUGUCAUCCCAAACAUUUGAUACUCAGCUAAAAAACCUUCAGAAAGUUUCAACUGAACUGAUUCUCCAAGGCUUCCCAUUUGGAUUAGUGUCUUCAGUUUUCUUUACUGUUUGGAUGAAAGCAUUGUGGUUUUCCACCAGUAUCAGAUGGCUGUUUCUUUCUGUGCAACUAUUCAGAAUUUCAAAGUAAAACAUUGUUCAAGGAUCUAGUUAGCCAUUCAGCAGCCCAGGCAACCCAAGCAAAUAAGGGCCAGGCACAACCUUGCUUCAUUGGAAGUUUCACAACAGGCAUGAUUUUAAUACUUACAAUAAUUUUCAUUCCCUUUUUUCCCCCCUAGUCAUAAAUAGCAUGUGUCACAACAACCUAGCAUAAAUUAUGCCUUUCCCAGAAUCCCUCCCAUAUUGGCAGGAUCAUUCCAGUGCCUCCAGCCCAGCAUCACUUUUCAUGUCUGUCUCAAGCCUUUUAAUAUAGUCACACAUUCGUGCCUUCUUGAGCAGCCUAUCUAAGAUCAAUCCUUUGCUCAAUUCCCAGAUUACUGCAGCUUUUAGCUAAAUUCACUGGAGAGGAACUGACAUAGGUGGACAAGGUGGUGCAGUGGAUGGGGCUGGCUCCUCCACAGAGUCAGGGUGGGCUUGGGACCCAUGGAGUGAUAAAGUGUAGGGAGAGCCUUCAGGCCCAAAUCUGCUCUCAGGGUGCCAACACUGUCUUUGAAGACAAGCUUGUCCCAUUUUACACGGUUUGAUGGUGCUAAUGGGGGAUCUAAAUUAGCAGUGCCUCCUGUGCAGUGCUGCUCAACAGGAAGUAUUCACAUCUCAACCCACUUCCAUAAGCAUGUGUAAAAAUUAUGAAAACUCUGAUGUUGUUAUCAGACAAUUUUUAUCUUGGGCUCAAUUGUGAAAAUUAUUUUAUACAACAACAAAUUGAUGUGUCUGUUUAAUUAAAAUAAUAUUUUUAUAGAGGAAUAAAUGUAAACAUUUAAGACUGA
Sturnus vulgaris (Common starling) is the source of this 3216-nucleotide messenger RNA. It is a transcript of the gene AADAT, whose product is annotated as aminoadipate aminotransferase. Gene Ontology annotation, biological process: biosynthetic process. Lineage: Eukaryota; Metazoa; Chordata; Aves; Passeriformes; Sturnidae. The record is from RefSeq and is a predicted model, not a curated record. Gene Ontology annotation, molecular function: L-kynurenine:2-oxoglutarate transaminase activity; pyridoxal phosphate binding.